This is a messenger RNA of Aspergillus vadensis CBS 113365, 733 nucleotides long. RefSeq lists its product as uncharacterized. The transcript is spliced from 10 exons. NCBI's taxonomy places the organism in Eukaryota, Fungi, Ascomycota, Eurotiomycetes, Eurotiales, Aspergillaceae. Bases 1 to 531 code for a protein of 176 amino acids. The record is from RefSeq and is a predicted model, not a curated record.
AUGACUGCUCGCGACGUAGUCUUGCUCCUCGUGAGCGUCGGUCGGUUUGGCUGCUUCCAUAAUAGGGCCGCAUCUCGCCAAGAGUGCGGUAAGGCUUUCUUCGAGAGUUUCACUUCGUUGCUUUCUCUGUCGGCCUCUCUUCGAGACCGCUAUUCCUUCGAGGAUGCGGUAUAUCUCGGCAGAUAUCGCGCUUCUCUUCGAGACGUGAUGGUCUGCCAAACCCUCUGCCACUUCUCUUCGAGAAUGUGGUUUUCAUAUCCUCAGCCGCUACCUUCCUUGAGGGUGCGGUUUAUCCUAGCAGAUAUCGCUACCUCUCUUCGAGAGUGUGGUUUCUACUUAACCUGUUCCACCUCUCUUCGAGAGUGUGGUCUACAAUCCCUUGCCGGCUCUCUUCGAGAGUUCCGGUUGGAUUUCUUCUCUGCCGACCGAAUGAAUUCAUCGCCUCCGUCUGUCGCCAUCGCUCCGCCUCCGACGCCAAAGUUUGCCAUCUCUCAGCCAAAGAUCGCCUACCGAUUCCCCUCGCCGUCAUAGAAGCCAGAGUGUUCGACAAUUCUUCAGUCGUACGUGAGAUUAUCUCGCCUCGGGCGGGCAUCCAAUAUAUCGAGAGUGUAUUAAAGCGAUACGACAUGUGGGAUAUGAGCGCUAUUGAAAACGACUAGCCAACGACAUUGCCAGCAACUUCCAACACCAACAGAACAGCGACUAUCCUUGAACCUCUAGUACCACUCCAUCG